UCCUGGAGAUCAAUAGAGGGCAGUUCAAUGGACUGUGUAUGAUAUAGGGAGGUAUUGUGUUUGCCUGUGAGCGAGGGGAGCACAUGGUGCCUCAAGAUAAGGUGCCAGCUGUUGGAGUCCCUUUCAGUGUAUGUGUGGUAACAAUAUGUCUGUCCCCCUCCUUGCUGAUGCGGUGACUGUUUCAGGGGCAGAACGGGAGACUGCAGCGGUCAUUUUUUUACAUGGGCUCGGAGACACAGGGCACAGCUGGGCUGAUGCACUCUCCUCCAUCCGACUCCCAUACGUGAAAUACAUCUGCCCUCAUGCGCCCAGGAUCCCUGUAACCCUCAACAUGAAGAUGGUCAUGCCCUCCUGGUUUGAUCUGAUGGGGUUGAGUCCAGACGCGCCUGAGGACGAAGCUGGAAUCAAGAAAGCAGCUGAAAACAUUAAAGCAAUUAUCGAGCAUGAGAUCAAGAACGGCAUCCCAGCCAAGCGCAUCGUCCUCGGGGGCUUCUCGCAGGGCGGUGCCCUAUCGCUAUAUACGGCGCUCACCUCCCAGCACCAGCUGGCUGGCAUCGUGGCUCUCAGCUGCUGGCUCCCGCUGCACAAGGCCUUCCCUCAGGCAGCAAGCAAUGGUGUGAACAAGGAUAUCGCCAUCCUGCAGUGUCAUGGGGAGAUGGACCCCAUGAUCCCUGUCCGCUUUGGAGCCCUCACUGCUGAGAAGCUGAAAUCUGUCGUCGCCCCUAGCAAGGUUCAGUUCAGAACCUACCCUGGAGUGAUGCACAGCUCCUGCCCGCAGGAGAUGAUGGCGGUGAAGGAAUUCAUUGAGAAGCUGCUGCCCCGGAUUUAAAUGGAGCCACUCGGGACUGUCACAGGGAAAGGACACAGGGUCACCACCUCUGAUCUUUCCCCCUUCUCCUGUCAGCUGCAAACGGAAGCCAUGGCAACCAACCUCAACUCCAGCUGUUUUCCCUUCCUUCAGUCCCACCCUCGCCUGUCUCUUCUGCACCAGGGACCCUCAGCCCAGUGGGGUGCUGCUCCCUGGGGCUCCCUGAGUUGAGUGUGGAGCUGUUUAAGGUACUGCAGA
Messenger RNA from Pelodiscus sinensis (Chinese soft-shelled turtle), 1066 nucleotides. It is a transcript of the gene LYPLA2, whose product is annotated as lysophospholipase 2. Gene Ontology annotation, molecular function: palmitoyl-(protein) hydrolase activity; carboxylic ester hydrolase activity. Gene Ontology annotation, biological process: protein depalmitoylation. The record is from RefSeq and is a predicted model, not a curated record. NCBI's taxonomy places the organism in Eukaryota, Metazoa, Chordata, Testudines, Trionychidae. Gene Ontology annotation, cellular component: cytoplasm.